Messenger RNA from Didymella exigua CBS 183.55, 1040 nucleotides. RefSeq lists its product as uncharacterized. NCBI's taxonomy places the organism in Eukaryota, Fungi, Ascomycota, Dothideomycetes, Pleosporales, Didymellaceae. Bases 288 to 782 code for a protein of 164 amino acids. The transcript has 3 exons. The record is from RefSeq and is a predicted model, not a curated record.
GUCAUCAUCAGAUCCUACAAAUUCGCAAACUGCAUCUCGUUAUCCUGUCUUUACCGCACAUUGUCUGAGACACAUGACCGCGCGUUCUGCGCUUUGGUCAGCCAUUAACCCCUUUCCUCGCUAGCGCGUAAUCCGUGUGCUGGCUUCACCGCAACUUUACGAAUCUUAUUUUGCGACCUGCAGAGCACAAACUUCCUUUUAAGCUCCAGUCCUCCCAUUCAAUCGCACUCAAACUCGACACUUCCAAUCCGCAAGAGCAAGAAAUACAAGACAGAAAGAGAUAGGAAAUGCCGCCCCGAAGUGUAUGCCUGAAUGUAUUCACCACGAGUCUUGGCGAGGCCGGAGCGGCGGUGAGGGAGGGACGAGAAGCCAACCCACAUGAACUCACCUUUGGGAGAAGGGAUUCUGCGCAGAGCCUGCCCGAUGAUGACACUGCUCGCCGCUCGUCCUCAGGGUCGAUUGCCCCUUCUUCAGCCUCCACAUCGCCACCACCAGCGUUCAACCGCGCAGACUUCUUCACUUCUCUGCGUCCCGCAGCUUCUACCCAGAGCCUUAACUCUGCAUUUGCUUUCGGUGCUUCCAAACCUUGCUCGACUUGCUCAGGCCAGACUGCGAGGCUCCGCUGCUCGCGCUGCAAGAACGCGUACUACUGCGACAAGGCCUGCCAAAAAUCUUCCUGGAAAGCACACCGGCAAGUCUGCGAGCCCGGCUCGCAGAUGCUGGGUUACUCUACGCCGGCGACGCCCAACCUUUCCAACCCAACCAGUCCUCCCAACGCCUAAUGUCUGUCCAUAUAUUCCCAAACCGGCGUUUCGCAUGCUGUUGUACAAAUGAAAACGGUCCGAAGAGCAUGCGCAGUUUUCACGGACCGCAUAGAAUGACGAUGGAUGAGCGGUGAAGAUGAGCACGGGCUUUCACAACAACUUGCAUAGCAUGAUGUGGCACUUUUGCAUCCAAGCGUUUCUACAUGGUGUUCUGGAGUUUUACUAGAUCCAUCAAGCAUUCAAUUGCUAAGACGAAUGAACCUUACGACCUUACCC